Messenger RNA from Anopheles nili, 2079 nucleotides. Its product is annotated as lipid scramblase CLPTM1L. The coding region runs from base 1 to 1665 and encodes 554 amino acids. The record is from RefSeq and is a predicted model, not a curated record. Gene Ontology annotation, cellular component: endomembrane system; membrane. The transcript has 7 exons. Lineage: Eukaryota; Metazoa; Arthropoda; Insecta; Diptera; Culicidae.
AUGAAGCUGAUGUCGAUAUCAUCCAUUUGCGGCAUAGUAUUUCUGUGUUACAUUCUACAUUCCACGUAUACACUUUAUAUAUUGUUCCGGGCACCGCAAUGCACUGAUACACCGUGCUAUCGCUCGCAGCUCACUAAAGGGAAAUUCUUGCAGCUUUCAUUGUACACAUCGCCAUUUUCCAACCCUCCGAAUGGCGGUAAAGUGGCGAAACUGGGCACCAUCAACCCGUUUGAUCCGUUCGUGGAGCUUGAGAGAUCAUACACAAUCAACUUACCAAAGGAGACACGUGCAAAUGGCACGUUGUACAUGUUUGCAGUCCUGACGAAGGGCGCAAAAUCCUUAGAAUGGGACUCGGUACGAUCUCAGAGCACAUCAGUUAUAAAAAAGUUUUCUCUAACGCACUACAUGGUGCCUAAAACGGCUACAAUUAAUCUUCUUAACGAUAAGGGAACAGCAAGGAAAUCAAACAAGCUCGUGCAACAGAAGCGGAUCGCCCACAUACGACAAAAUGUGUUCUUGCACAUAAUUACGGAGGACUUUUCUGUGUCACCGCGUGACGUUCCGGCAGAGCUGGCUCGUGAUAUUCGUAUCACUCCGGACAAUUUGGUGAUGCCUAUUAUUCGAAAUGAUUUCGCGAAGGAAAAACUCGCAGAUCUAGUCGAAAUCGACCCGAACGCAUCGGAUGCAACCCUAAUAAUGCACUAUGCUCCUAGCUCAGUGGGCAAGAUCAAAAUGUUGGCUCAAAUUGAACGAGCCAUGUCUGACCUGACGAAACUAGGAUUCAGCGAGAAGGACAUUGAUGAAGUAAAAUCGAUCUUCUCUGAUACUAACGUUUAUCUAUUGUGCGGAACAAUCAUCAUCAGCAGUGUUCAUCUUUUGAUCGAUUUUCUGUCUUUCAAAAACGAUAUUCUCUUUUGGAAACGCAAACGCCACUACGCCGGGUUGUCCUUACGAAGCACGUUGUGGCGUACGUUUAGCCACAUAAUCAUAUUCCUUUACCUCAUGGACGAGGAGACUUCUCUGCUUAUUCUCGUACCAACGGGCGUCGGAACGUUGAUCGAGAUGUGGAAGGCAAAGAAAAUCCUCAAGCUCGACGUUAGCCUACGCGGUGGAAUACGCUUCCAGCCAAGCAGCGAGAGUAGCGAAGCGAUUCAAACACAAGAGAACAAUACGCUGCAACUGGAUAAGCAAGCAAUGCAAUAUCUUAGCUACAUUCUGUAUCCAUUGUGCAUCGGUGGGGCCAUCUAUUCGCUGCUCUAUCUUCCGCACAAGAGCUGGUAUUCGUGGACAAUUGGCUCCCUGGCGAAUGGAGUGUACGCGUUCGGGUUCUUGUUCAUGCUGCCCCAGCUUUUCAUCAACUACAAGCUUAAAUCGGUCGCUGCACUGCCAUGGCGCGUGUUCAUGUACAAAGCAUUCAACACAUUCAUCGACGACGUGUUCGCCUUCAUCAUAACGAUGCCUACGGCCCAUCGGUUUGCCUGCUUCCGGGACGACAUCGUGUUUCUCGUAUAUCUGUACCAGCGAUGGUUGUAUCCGGUCGAUAAGACGCGUAUGGACGAAGAUGAACGGGCGCUUCUUGACAAGGAACACGAUUCUACGGAUGAGCAGGAUGGCAACGAUAAGCGGAAAAAGUCCAACGAAAAGGACAAUAAGAAGGAUAACUAGUAGCAAUACGGCUUUCUAUCGUGCAAUUCUUUUUCUACACACUGCAAAGUGCUUUUUGAUAGAUAAUAACGCUAGUUCGAGCUAGUGGUAAAACAACUACAAGUACAACAUAAUCGCACAGUUGCAUACCGUUAAAUUACCGUUAAAGGCAACUUUAUAAAGCCUGCAACAUUGCAUAAUAAUCCCGAUAUAGUGACAGUGUUAGCAACGUUUAGCAGAAUUCGUUGUUCCUAUGGUAUUCUUCUAUUUCUAAGGUAAUGCUGCAGUCAGUGGCAACAUGUUGAUGUCAAUCAGAGUCACAUUAGGUUCCCUCCAUUAUGCUAAAUUAGUAAUUAUGAUGCAUUUAAAACGUUUUUGUUUAUCAAGUAAUGAAAACAGUUUUGUUUGAAGAAAAGUGUAAGUAAAUAAAUUCAA